Molecule: messenger RNA, 1473 nt
Organism: Uloborus diversus
Lineage: Eukaryota; Metazoa; Arthropoda; Arachnida; Araneae; Uloboridae
Exons: 1
Coding region: 1-1473 (490 amino acids)
Molecular function (GO): nucleic acid binding
Source: RefSeq, a predicted model, not a curated record
AUGAAAAGUUUGUUGCAAGAAACUUGGCAGCGAGGUAUAGGAUGGGACGAAAACUUACCUAAUGAUCUAAAAUACGAGUGGGAAAGUUGGUGUUCAGAAAUUGAUCAUUUACCCAAGUUUGAAAUACCUCGUAAAUAUUUUCCGGGGGGUUUAGAAAAUUUUGAUACCAUAGAACUUCACAUUUUUUCUGAUGUAAGUCCUAAGGCUUAUGGUGCUGUUGCAUAUUUUCGAUGUGCCAAAAUUGAUAAUGAAAUUCGGACCAGUCUUGUUUGGGCAAAAUGUUGGGUUUCCCCUAUAAAACGUUUGACAAUCCCUCGCCUCGAACUUAUGGGUGCGAUAAUAGCUGCUAGGAUGUGCAAAUAUUUAAAAACUGUUUUUAGUUCUCAUGUUUUAGAUGUCCAUAUUUGGUCAGAUUCCAUUGUCGCGCUACAUUGGAUAAAGGUUUCACCGAUAAACUGGAAGCCAUUUGUGGCAAAUAGGGUAGAAGAAAUACAGUCUUUGACUAACCCCAGAAUUUGGAAUUUUACUCCAGGGAAAGCCAAUCCUGGAGAUUUGUUGACCAGAGGGGAAAGUUUAACUAGUCUUGUAGAAAAUACAUUAUGGUUUGAGGGUCCAGAUUGGUUAUCAAUGCCUAAAGAAAGCUGGCCGAAGCAUGACAUUCUUCCCAGCAAUAAUGAUUAUUUGAUUGAAAAGAGGUCCAAAUUAAAUUCUAUUCAGCUUUCCUGCAAUGUUAAAUUACUUACAGAACCAUUGCUGGAUUUAAGAAAAUUUAGUAAACUUAAUCGUGUAUACAACAUCACCGCUUGGAUUUUCAGAUUCCUUAAUAACAUUAAUAAGAAAAAGACUAAGCUGUCAGCUGAGCUUACUACUGCAGAAAUUACAAAAUCGGAAAAAUAUUGGUUAAAGUUAACUCAACAAACUGUGUUCACUCUUGAGAUUGAAGACCUGAAACGGGAAGAACCUAUCAAUAAAAAUUCUCCUUUAUACAAUUUAAACCCUAAAUUGGAUGAAGAUGGUUUAUUAUAUUUAUCGGGAAGACUUCGCUUAUCUGAUCUGCCUCUAAGGGAAAAAAAUCCUUGGAUACUCCCGGGCGGGGAACAAUUCACCAAACUGCUAAUUCUUCAGGCCCAUGAAAAAGUUUAUCAUUAUGGAGUAGCCACAACCUUGGCGCAUCUUCGAGAAACAUAUUACAUCAUCAAAGGAAGGAAAUAUGUUAAAUCUGUGCUGAAAUCUUGCAUUAUUUGCAAAAGAUUUAAAGUUAGACCUGGCAAAGAAGAAAUUGCUCUUUUACCGAAGGAUAGGAUAAUUGAAUCACCCCCAUUUGAGACCUGUGCUGUUGAUUUCGCCGGCCCUAUUUUUAUCAAAACUAAAUCGGGCCCGGAAAAAGCUUACAUUGUGCUCUUCACCUGUGGAGUUACUAGAGCUGUUCAUCUGGAAGUAGCAUCUGACCUCAGCACUGAAACCUUCAUUUAA